GUAUCGUGAGAUCUACACGCGGGGUCAAAGUUAACACAUCCCUGUAGAGACCAUGUGUAUCCACCACUGUGUACAACGCGUUAUUCGUAAAUAUUUAUAAAUACGGUCCCUAGACUUGAAGUGUAAAGACGGACUUUACGUGUUCGGUAAAUUAAUCCUGAGUGAAUCUCCUUUGCUGCUACGCUCGCUUCAUCUGAAACUCCAGCUCUCAUCGUGUGGCAGCAGGUUUCCUGAGGAUGGCUUGACAACGUGACAUGUUUACAGUCCGACCCGCGGUCAGUGCCUUAGUUAAACACUCACAGACGAUACAGACAAGAGGUGGCUUUUAUAAUCUCUGCUGCACGAUGACUCAAUCACCAAAAGACGAAAACACAGCCAAGCUGCUGAAAAGAGGCAACGAGGAAAAUGGAGACUCGUCUGAGAGGCUACAGGCUGCAAAGAGAUUGAAAACAGAGGGGGAGCAGGCGGACGAUGAGAAGAAAUAUCCUAAAAAGAAGGUGGUGCUUCUCUUGGCCUACUCUGGAAAGGGCUACUAUGGCAUGCAGAGGAAUCCUGGAACUGCUGAGUUCAAGACCAUCGAGGGCGAUCUGGUCACUGCUCUUGUUAAAUCCGGCUGCAUUCCUGAAAACCACGGUGAUGACAUGAAGAAGAUGUCUUUCCAAAGAUGUGCCAGAACAGACAAGGGUGUGUCUGCUGCCGGCCAAGUUGUGUCGCUAAAGCUGCGGCUGAUGGACGACGUCAUGGAGAAAAUCAACGAGAAUCUGGCAAAGCAGAUCAGAGUUCUAGGUCUUAAACGGGUGACCCAGGGUUUCAAUUCCAAAAACAACUGUGACGGUCGUACUUACUCCUACAUGCUUCCAACUGUGGCCUUUGCCCCGAAAGACACUGACACAGGGAACACAGCAGCCUUUCGCCUGGACCCAGCGAUAAUUCAGACGGUGAACCGUCUGUUUGCUCUGUACAAAGGCACCCACAACUUCCACAACUUCACCUCCCAGAAGGCUCCCAGCGACCCCAGCGCUCGCCGCUACAUCACAGAGAUGACCUGCGGGGAGCCGUUCAUCCGCAGCGGCUCGGAGUUCGCAGAGAUCACUGUGCGAGGCCAGAGCUUUAUGAUGCACCAAAUCCGCAAGAUGAUCGGCCUGGUGAUAGCGAUAGUAAAGGGCUACGCGGAUGAGGAGGUGAUAGAGCGGAGCUGGGGACAGAAGAAGGUGGAUGUGCCCAAAGCUCCAGGACUGGGGCUGGUGCUAGAGAAGGUUCACUUUGACCGCUACAACAAACGCUUCGGAGGGGACGGGCUGCAUGAGUGCUUAGAAUGGGACCGCGAGGAGGAGCUGAUCAAGGCUUUUAAGGAGGCUCACAUCUACCCCACCAUUGUUGAGACGGAGGGUCAGGAGGGCUCCAUGGUCAGCUGGAUGGCCACACUUCCUAUCCACGACUUUGAAGGGACGGCUAGUGGAGCUCAAGAUGCUAAGGACCAGAAACAGGACAAUGCAGAUGAAGGAAACGACACAGAUUAGGUCACGCCUGCUGAGAGAAUCAUGGAAAUAUAAUUUUUUCGUUUGCUGAGCUUUAGCUUUAUUUUGGUCGAAAUGUCCAUCUUCCAAGACUGAUGUUUUUUUAGUGGGUUUAAAUCUAUCUUUUACAAAUGUUAUUAAACAUAUAAAAACCUGAUAA
Platichthys flesus (European flounder) is the source of this 1677-nucleotide messenger RNA. It is a transcript of the gene pus1, whose product is annotated as pseudouridine synthase 1. Gene Ontology annotation, cellular component: nucleus. Gene Ontology annotation, biological process: mRNA pseudouridine synthesis; tRNA pseudouridine synthesis. Gene Ontology annotation, molecular function: pseudouridine synthase activity; RNA binding. The record is from RefSeq and is a predicted model, not a curated record. The coding region runs from base 255 to 1520 and encodes 421 amino acids. Lineage: Eukaryota; Metazoa; Chordata; Actinopteri; Pleuronectiformes; Pleuronectidae. The transcript has 6 exons.